AUGAAUGGGUCUACGCCUACCGACCUACAAGUGCAGCGCUUCACCUGUCCUCACUGCUUGAAGUUAUGCUUUCUACCAGGUGUCUGGGAUUAUAGGACCCCGGUUUCUCUUGGUAGUACUCUACUACCUGCGACGUCUCUUGACGAUACUCACCAGAGAGUAGCGGCUUUCGGUAGACCUUCUGACACGCCAUUGGGGACGCCAAUUGGAACACCAAACCCAUCACCUUUUGCUCCAGUCUUUGGUGCGCCAGCUCUAUCCGCUAGGUCCUUCUUUGGUGCGCCUGCUAGCAAGGCAAAGCCACCAGACUUUACUCGACCGCCCAAGGCAGCCUUUGAUGCUCCUGCUAGCGAACCAGAACUAUCAGUCUUUACUCCACCAAAACCAUCCGCUUCUUCUCCAGAAUUUGAAGCAUCGACACUAUUGGCUUAG
This is a messenger RNA of Penicillium malachiteum, 432 nucleotides long. RefSeq lists its product as uncharacterized. The transcript has a single exon. Lineage: Eukaryota; Fungi; Ascomycota; Eurotiomycetes; Eurotiales; Aspergillaceae. Bases 1 to 432 code for a protein of 143 amino acids. The record is from RefSeq and is a predicted model, not a curated record.